AUGAGAACCCCAUCCCUCUCUUCUCUCUACCUCGUCUUUACAGCAGUUUCCCAUCUUCUCUCCAUCUGCCUGCUUGCAAGUGCAGAAGAAUCGCCAUGGCUGGGGGGAGACCUCCGCGCCCAGGAGUCCCACCGAGUGGUCAAUCUUCCGGGGCAGCCCCCCAGCCCAGCCCCCAUCUCGCAGUACUCGGGCUUCAUCACCGUGGACGGGGAGAGUGGGAGAGCCCUCUUCUACUGGUUCUUUGUGGCUCAGACUCUUCCCUCUCGUAGACCUCUUCUCCUCUGGCUCAAUGGAGGUACCGCCUGUCGAUUGACUAUGAUGUUCAUUUCUUCUGAGAGUGAAGAAAUCUUUGCUUAUCUCUCUCUCACUGUCUAUCUAUCUAUCUAUCUACCUAUCGAUGUAUAUAUCUCUGUCUGUCUGUCGAUGAAUGUAUCUAUUCGCAGGUCCUGGCUGUUCUUCCGUUGGCUAUGGGGCAGCUGUGGAGCUGGGUCCUCUAAGAGUGAAGAGAGAUGGGAAUGGGCUAGAGUUCAAUAGAUACGCUUGGAAUCAAGGUCCGUCGUCCACCGUGUUUCUCUCCUCAUGUCUUCACGGAAGUAGCUUUUUUUCUCUAUCGCCUUCAUUCAUCUUAUGAAGACUGGGUUCUCAUUUCGUAUAGAAUCUGAAUACUGUAUAUGCUCUUGCAGAAGCAAAUCUUCUAUUCUUGGAGUCUCCCGUCGGAGUCGGGUUCUCCUACACCAACACAUCUUCUGAUCUCAACAAGCUGAAUGAUGAGCUUGUCGGUAAUGGGCAAAGCUCCCUCUCUCUCUCUUUCUCUCUCUCUCUCUCUUUCUCUUGCUGUCUCUCGCUUCCUUUUUCUCUCUACCUCUGGGGGAGAUGACUCAUUGAGCUGUGCAGCUGAGGACGCCUACGAGUUUCUGGUCAAUUGGUAUGAGAGAUUUCCUCAGUACAAGUCCCAUGAUUUCUAUAUAUCAGGAGAGAGUUAUGCCGGUAAGUACGCUAAUCCGCGGCUAAUGUUUGCCCAUUUUUUAUCUCUUCCUUCAUCACGAGUUUCUCCGCAUGGAAAGGUGGGAAGAGAGAGAGUCUGCCAUUGGGCCAGUGUACUUAGAUCCCUCCGUGAGUGUAGGUUGUCAUCUUCUGAGAAAAUUCCAAGGUAACCAAGAAAAAUAACAGUCGCGGUGCAGAGAGGAGAGGUUUACGAUGCCUACCGCUGAAACCAGAAAUAGAAAGGGAGAGAAGGGGAAUGGGCGAGGAAGGGUGCGGGGAGAGAGGGGGAGAGAGAGAGAGAGAGAGAGAGAGAGAGAGAUCCGUUGAAAAGCCACACAGAGAAAGAGGAAUACAAUGUCUACCAUCUGAAACCAGAUAUAUGAAUGUCUACAAAGACAGAGAGAUAGUUAGGUUUACAGAUACACUCUGAUGGGGUUGUACAGUGGCGACAGCCCCACUUUCCUCGCUGUUUGGUCCCAUUUAGGGAGCUUCCAUCUCCUUUCUGUGGCAGGUCACUACGUCCCCCAGCUUGCAGAGCUCAUUUACGAUCGCAACGAGGACUCCUCUGGGAAGUUCCCGCGGAUCAAUCUGAGAGGAUUCAUAGUAAGGCAUUUCUUUCAGACAUUACGCAAUUCAGAUCAUGUCUGAGGAAGAAUUGGGUGCUCAUAUACGGCCCAUCCCCAGGUAGGAAACCCCGAAACGGAAGACUACUACGAUUCCAAGGGCCUGCUGGAGUUUGCAUGGAGCCACACCGUCAUCUCCGACGAGCUCUUCCGGCUCGCCAGCCGAGUCUGCGACUUCCGCCAUUACAGGUGGCCCAGUGAGUGCUCCGUCGCCAUGGACAGAGUCUUCCGGCAGUACCGGGAGAUCGACAUCUACAACAUAUAUGCGCCAAAGUGCACUUUGACGCCCUCUUCGCCGUCGGCGGCGGCAGCAGUGGUGGAGGAUAUGGUAGCGUCGAGGACGACGAGGAUGGGUGCUGGCGGUUAUGACCCUUGCUUCUCGGCGUACGCGGAGGAGUACUUCAACAGGGCUGAGGUGAGAAGGUCGCUUCACGCCGACGCCAUUGCUGGCGAUAACAGGAGGUGGAAGGUUUGCAGGUGAGUGAGAUGCAGUUGACCGGCGAUGGGUUCAGUCAUAAGGUUGGAUGAGCCUGUUCUGAGAUUCAUUCGUCUUUUGCCCUUGUUUUCUUGCAGUGAUUCCAUACUGAGGAAUUACAAUUACACCGUCCUCUCCGUGACCCACAUCUACCUCAAGCUCAUCGCCGCCGGGAUGAGGAUCUGGGUCUACAGGUCUCUCUCUCUCUCUCUCUCACUCACUCUACAGUAUGCUUUGUCGCCUCACGUUCUGACAAGUCACCCUUGGCUUUUUGCGUUGGGGAGGAGAGUGACAGUGGGGACGCCGACGGGAGGGUUCCAGUCAUCGGAACAAGGUACUGGGUGGAGUCUCUGGGUCUCCCCCUUAGAGCUCAGUGGCGUCCUUGGUAUCACCGCGGCCAGGUCCUCUAUCUCUCUCUCUAUCUCUCUCUCUCUCUCUCUCUACUCUCUACAACUAUAUGUAUAUGAAUAUAUAUGUGCGAGCCCGUUCUUAAAUAUGCAAGUACCUCUUCCGAGGCACAGGUGGGAGGGAGAUUCGCGGAGUACGAAGGGCUGACGGUGGCAACGGUGAGAGGGGCGGGCCAUUUGGUCCCUCUCAACAAACCACGCGAGUCCCUCGUCGUCAUCAACUCCUACUUAUCGGGCCUCCAGCUUCCCAUCCGCAGAUAA
Spirodela intermedia is the source of this 2750-nucleotide messenger RNA. The record is from the annotation of a GenBank genome assembly. Lineage: Eukaryota; Viridiplantae; Streptophyta; Magnoliopsida; Alismatales; Araceae.